GGGGACGGUGUCGGCGUCUUCGUGCACAACGAUCAUGGGCCGCCGGCUGAUUUCUUCGCCUCGGGUCUGAGCCCCGGCGUGGGGGGGAUUUGCGUUUUGCUUCGUUCCGCUGCGGGAUCAGCGCCGGGUAAUUUGGGAUUCGGCCACUUCCAGCCCAAAGCACCGAGGAUUCAGCCAUGGGAGACCCAGAAGCGAGCGGUACGUCCAUGGCGUUUGAAACAACCGUUGGCGCUCUUUGUCGCGGUCUCGACAAUCAAGAGAGGACACCUGAAAAUAGGAAGCGGUACAGUGAGAUAUUCCGGAGCCUGGAUGCCAUAGAAAUCUCACUUGGAAAUGCGGCGGUCGAUAUGUUCAUCGGUGAUGCCGACAGCGUCGACGACGUGGACCUGGCCACAGAAGGAGAGAGCGUCCCGAGCAGCUCAAGUUUCUGCGAGAGCAAAACUGGUUCAGAGAGGCAAGGGCAGGCGGACAUAACAGUUCAGGAGGCAGACGAAAUGCUGAUCAAAUGCGAAGGUGGCAUUGACGCGGCCCUCGAAUAUGCCAAGGCGUGGUGUAAAUACGUCAAGGAGCUGCUCAGCUGGAUUGAGAAACGCCUGAGCUACGAGACGGAGUUCGCCAAAGGGAUGGUGAAGAUAGCAGAAUCGGGACGGAACGCCAUCUUCCAACAGUACAACAUGCCCCUUCGGGCGCUCUACACAAUGGUCCUGGAACAUGACAUAAAAGUUGGAAAUUCAGCCAGCGAGACCGCGGGGUUGCUCCAACAGAAGGAAUUCUACCAGCCUCUGUCAGCCAAGAAGAACGAAAUUGAGAAAUGGAGGAAAGAAUUCAAAGAUCAGUGGACGAAGGAGCAGAAGAGAAUGAACGAAUCCUUGUCGUCCCUGCGCAAGUCCCGCCUGCAAUACAUACAGCGCUGCGAGGAGCUGGAGAAAGCAAAGCAGCUGAGUGCCAAGGCGGAGGAUGAAUACCAGAGCACGGCCGUCACCAACCCCGGCAGCGCCAACAAGCAGCUGGAGAAGCGACGCCGCUCUUGCGAGGAGGCGCAAGCCAAGGUUCAGGAAACGGAAGCUUUGUACAAGACGUGCAUCAACGACGCCAACUUCCAGCGCCAAGAACUGGAGAAAGUACGAGCGCGGAUCGUCUCCCAUAUUCGGAAGCUCAUUUACCAAGGGGACGAGGUGCUGACGUGGGUCACCUUAAGGAUGUUCAAGCAGCGGCAGGCUCAGUCAGAACAGAUUCCGGUGGGAUACCAGUACCUGUCCGAGGUCUGCAAGCCAUACAAAGCGGGCGAGAAAUACCUGGAAUUCAUUCAGGCUCUGCAGAAGAAGGACAUCCACAUGGAAGUGUUCGAAUUCGAGCCGCUCGCUUCCGGAGGGCAGAGGUCCCCUCCCAGCGUCAAAAAGAAGAUGGGAUUGCAGUACACCGGGCCCUCUCCUGCAGCCAGGGACGCGAGCGCUCCAGAAGACGCAUCCAGAAAGCCAUUCCCCGCAAAUGGCGAACAGAGUGUGAACAAAUCCCUCUGCAGCGACACAGAAAGCCUCGGUGGGAGCUGCGAAUCCCGAUCCCUGGAUUCUCCCACUUCUAGCCCAGGAAACUCCGAUAGGAAAUUGCUGAAAGCUCCAUCCACCGGCACCAUGUCCUCCUCAGAUGAUUUUGAAGAGCGAGAUUCCUUGCAAACUUUGGAAAAUGAAAACGGGACAUUCCAGCAGCAGUUUAAGAACAUCCUCCUCUCCAGCGCAGCACAGACCCACCGGCUCCGGAAGCUGCGGGGGGCAUCCAAGUGCAGGGAGUGCGACACCUUCAUGGUCAGCGGCUUCGAGUGUGAGGAGUGCUGCCUGGCCUGCCACAGGAAGUGUCUCGAGAAUCUGCUCAUCACCUGCGGCCACAAGAAGCUGCCCAACCGAGUGCCUCUCUUUGGCAUCGACUUCACCCAGGUUCCUCGAGAUUUCCCAGAGGAAGUUCCCUUCAUCGUGGUGAAAUGCACCUCGGAAAUUGAAGCCCGUGCCCUCGGGGUGCAGGGGAUCUAUCGGAUAAGUGGAUCCAAAGCCCGGGUGGAAAAGCUCUGCCAGGCAUUCGAGAGCGGACGGAGCCUGGUGGAGCUCUCCGAGCACUCCCCCCACGAUAUCACCGGCGUCCUGAAGCAUUUCCUGAAGGAACUUUCGGCACCGGUGCUGCUAUCCCAGCUCUACGAUGAUCUCAUUGCGCUCGCCAAAGAUCUGCAAAAGCCUGGGGAGGAAAAGUUGGAUGGCGCAGGCUUCCCUUCCGACCCCAUCCAGAGCAUGAAGGACUUGCUAAGCAAAUUGCCAGGAAGCAACUACAACACUCUGCGGCACCUCAUCGCACACCUGUACAGGGUGGCGGAGAAAUACGAAGAGAACAAGAUGUCCCCAAACAACCUGGGCAUAGUAUUUGGGCCAACUCUGAUCCGGCCCGGCUCAGGGAGCGACGUCUCAAUGUCAUGCCUUGUUGACUCUGGGUAUCAAGCCCAGAUUGUGGAGUUUCUCAUCCAGAACUACGAAAGGGUGUUUGGGAUGGAGGAUCUGCCUUCAUCCUUAUCCCUCGGGUGUGAAAGUCCUUCGCAAGAAGCAUCGACAGAAAAGGACAAAGGACCUCAAAGCCUGAACACAAGCCAGAAUAUGACCUUAGAGAAUUUCUCCUCCAAGCACGGUUUAAAUGUGGACUCUGUCUCUGAUAACUCGUCUUCCAGGGAAGCCAUCGAUGAGCUGACUCCGGAGGGAGCCCACGGGCCGUUAAGCGCCGAUGCCUUAGAGGUGAAUGUGAGCGUUGGCUCUGAGCUGGAGGACCUGGAGGACUCCACGCAGGAAAAGACCGACAGCGAUUCGGACACGGCCCCAGGGACCCAGCCCAGCUGCCACUUCAGCCGACAGCCUGUGAAAUACAUUCGAACGCAGGCAAAACCAAAACCGGUCAUUCCCAAGUCUUCCAAAUUGCCUACCGCAUCAGCCAACGUGGCAACGGAGCCUGGUGCAGAAGACAACCCUACCGACCGCAGCUCCACGGCAAAGGACACCCUGGAGGUUGGCACGAGGAGCAAGAACAGCUCGACCGACACAGGAGCACCCAGGCCACGCUCAGGAGGGAGACAGCAGCUCAAACAUUUUGAGAUCACGCAGGAAACCGCCAGGAUUGUCUCGAAGCUUAAAGUCGACGACGCUUCUGUGUUCCCCGAGCCUCCUCUGGAGCGCGUGGGAGCUACGGAGAGAGCAGAGGAGCUCAACCCAGGGACGUACCUAUAGGAAAAACCCGCGGGGUAACAGAUCGUAGGGAUGGAAAGGGAGCGAGGAGCGAAAUCCUGCCGAGCAAAGGGAUAGCGACGGGGAAUAUGAGAACAACAUCCUAUCGGUGUUUGCCAUGGAGGCUGGGGAAAAGGCGCCCGCCGUGACCUACCCGGUGGGCUUUCAGCUCAGCCAGGUUUUGUUUUUUAUUCACGAACAAAUCCAAGUGAGCGACAAGAAGCAAGCCCAACGGCGCGUGCUCUUUGGAACAUGCCCCGCUUAGCAUGAAGGACAACACAAGAAGCAGGGGAAACACAAGAUUGCCCAGCUAGGAAGAUGUAGCCAGGAAGGAGGCAACUGAAAUGUGGGACACGGGACAGAAAAGGUCCCCAUGCGGUUGUUUUCCGGCAGCUGCCACAAGCACUGAUCUUUGUAAUUUUUAUUUCACAGCUUUUUUGAGCGUAACUCACUUUUUAAGGGCAACAGGACAGGGGACGCAGGCAAAGCUCGUGUACUCUGCAUCCUUCUGCUUCUGUCGCUGGAGCUUCAAAGCCCGAAGCCAUUCUGCAAAGGGAAACAACACUGCCAUGCUCUGAGCCGGACCCCAUUUCUCCGGAACACGGAUUCUGGUUCCCUCAAAGCACGUUGAGCUUCUGCAACACUUCCAUGGGAAGCCGCUGCCGUCGUGAAGGUGGCAAAGCCCUGAACCCCCCCCCAGCCGAUGAUCUCUUGGGUGUAAGAGGUUGCUCUGACUUGCCGGAUCUCCGGCUCGCCCACAUGGGGGUUGCCCCAACGCUUCUUUCCUCCUUCCCCGCAGUGGAUUUUCUCUCCACCAAGUUUUGAGGUACGGACAGGGAGGACUCUGUCCUACAGUGCCAUCUCGUGACUGCUCUGGAUCCUUUCUUCCCCCAGCCUGUAUUGACACCAGGGUUGCCCCGACCCAGGGACAGGACCUUGCCCUUGGCCUUGUUGACCCCCAUGAGGUUCCCAUGACCCCCCCUCUCCAGCUUGGCCAGGUCCCUCUGGAUGCCGUCCCGUCCUUCUGGCGUAUCAACCGCACCACCCAGCUUGGGGUCACCUGCAGCCUUGCUGAGGGUGCGCUCGACCUCGCUGUCUACGUCAUCGAUGAUGACAUUAAACAGCGCCGGUCCCAGUACGGACC
Messenger RNA from Egretta garzetta (little egret), 4395 nucleotides. It is a transcript of the gene GMIP, whose product is annotated as GEM interacting protein. Gene Ontology annotation, cellular component: plasma membrane. Gene Ontology annotation, biological process: signal transduction; activation of GTPase activity; negative regulation of GTPase activity. Lineage: Eukaryota; Metazoa; Chordata; Aves; Pelecaniformes; Ardeidae. The record is from RefSeq and is a predicted model, not a curated record. Gene Ontology annotation, molecular function: GTPase activator activity. The transcript is spliced from 21 exons. The coding region runs from base 177 to 3254 and encodes 1025 amino acids.